Metarhizium robertsii ARSEF 23 is the source of this 345-nucleotide messenger RNA. RefSeq lists its product as uncharacterized. The coding region runs from base 1 to 345 and encodes 114 amino acids. NCBI's taxonomy places the organism in Eukaryota, Fungi, Ascomycota, Sordariomycetes, Hypocreales, Clavicipitaceae. The record is from RefSeq and is a predicted model, not a curated record. The transcript is spliced from 4 exons.
AUGUCAGGACACUCCAAUGUUGGAACCUCUGCCGUCUACGAAGCUGGAGACCAGCGGAAUGUAAAGGCGUCGGAAAGAAAUACCGCCGAGAGGUUCGAGGAAGGCAAACCGGGAUCGCACUCACUGACUGACUCGAAGGAUGAGAGGACAAUCUCCAACCGACUAGCUGCUGAGGAGAAGAGAAGGAAGCAGGGGGAAAGCGACGACUUUGAGACAGCCAUGUCCAAAAAAGACCCGACCUUGCCUGCCAAGAUGCACGGCAAUGAGCCCUCUAAAGGAGCAAAGAUCGAUGCUGAGUUAGCCGCGGAGGACGCUCAAAGAAUAAAAGAAAAGCAAGGGAAAUAA